AUGAAAGCCAAACCCAACACGUUGGCGGUGCUUCUCUGCAGUCUUUGGACCGCCAGCACCAAGGCUGCACCAACGGUCGACACCACUUAUCCAUACACUGGCCCCGCCGUUCCCGUCGGUGACUGGGUUGAUCCGACUAUCAAUGGCAACGGCAAAGGUUUCCCUCGUCUUGUGGAACCUCCAGCUGUGGCGCCCGCCCAAAAGAACGCAACCAACAACAUCAAUGUCAUCCAACUGUCUUAUUUGCCCAAUGGUAUCAACAUCCAUUAUCAGACGCCCUUCGGUCUGGGGAGAGCUCCAUCCGUCGAAUGGGGAACCAGUCCUGGGAACCUGAACAAUACGGCCAUCGGACAGAGUCGCACAUAUGACCGGACACCUCCCUGUUCUUUGGUAGCCUUCACCCAAUGCAGCCAAUUCUUUCACGAUGUCCAGAUCGAGAAUCUGAAACCCGGGACGACGUAUUACUACAAGAUUCCGGCGGCUAAUGGCACCACGGCUUCUCAAGUCCUAAAUUUCUCCACAGCCCUUGCCGCUGGUGACCCAGCUGAAUUUUCCAUGGCAGUUUUGAACGACAUGGGCUAUACUAACGCUGCCGGCACUUUCAAGCACCUGAUCCAGGCAGUAAACGAGGGAAUCGCUUUUGCCUGGCACGGAGGAGAUUUGAGUUACGCUGACGAUUGGUACUCCGGUAUUCUUCCCUGUGAAAGCGACUGGCCUGUCUGCUACAAUGGUACUUCUACGGAACUUCCUCCUGGAGAUUUCCCUGUGCAGUACAAUACUCCUUUGCCACCAGGCGAAAUCCCGAAUCAAGGUAGUCCUUUGGGGGGUGACAUGAGCGUUCUUUACGAGUCCAACUGGGAUCUUUGGCAGCAAUGGAUCGGGAAAGUCACGACCAAGGUGCCUUACAUGGUCCUCCCUGGAAACCAUGAAGCCACCUGCGCCGAAUUUGAUGGGCCGGGGAAUGUCCUCACUGCCUACCUGGAUGACGACAAAGCCAACGCCACAUCCCCCACGACGAAUCUCACGUACUACAGUUGUCCACCCUCACAGAGAAACUUCACCACCUAUCAACACCGUUUCUAUAUGCCAGGAUCCGAGACAGGUGGUGUUGGUAAUUUCUGGUAUUCAUUCGACUACGGCAUGGUUCAUUUCGUCGCCAUCGAUGGAGAGACCGACUUCCCCAACAGCCCCGAAUGGCCAUUUGCACGUGAUAUCGAAGGCAACGAGACGCACCCCACGGCGUCUCAAACCUUCAUCACCGACAGCGGACCAUUCGGUGCCGUUGAUGGCAGCUAUAGCGAUAACAAAGCUUACCAGCAGUAUCAAUGGCUUGCCAAAGAUCUUGCCCGCGUUGACCGAGAAAAGACUCCUUGGGUCAUUACCAUGAGCCAUCGGCCUAUGUACAGCUCCGAGACUUCGUCGUAUCAGAUGAAUGUCCGCAACGCUUUCGAGGCUCUCUUGCUCGAAAAUGAGGUUGAUAUGUACUUGUCAGGACACAUCCACUGGUACGAACGUCUCUGGCCUCUCGGCACCAACGGUACCAUCGACUCCGCAUCUGUCGUCGACAACAACACUUAUUUCACUAACCCCGGCAAAUCCAUGACCCACAUCAUUAAUGGUAUGGCCGGUAACAUUGAGUCUCAUAGCUUCUUGAGCUCAGAUGAGACCAUUUUGAAUAUUACUGCGGUACUGGACCAGGAACAUUACGGAUUCAGCAAAUUGACAGUCCUGAAUGCCACCGCACUGAAGUGGGAAUUUGUUCGCGGAGACGGAGGUCCGGUUGGGGAUUCGUUCAUGUUGCUGAAGAAAGGGUGCUAUAAUCUUUGA
Rhinocladiella mackenziei CBS 650.93 is the source of this 1827-nucleotide messenger RNA. RefSeq names its product acid phosphatase. Gene Ontology annotation, molecular function: acid phosphatase activity; metal ion binding. Bases 1 to 1827 code for a protein of 608 amino acids. The record is from RefSeq and is a predicted model, not a curated record. NCBI's taxonomy places the organism in Eukaryota, Fungi, Ascomycota, Eurotiomycetes, Chaetothyriales, Herpotrichiellaceae. The transcript is spliced from 4 exons.